UCUCUGGAGCUCCAGAGAGUUUCUUUUAUUUUUUAUUUUAGUUAUUUAUUUCAGGUAGUACUGGUUGGCAACCAGUCUACCUGCUUCGCUGGACUUAGACGGGGGACCGAACCAACCUCCUGAGGGUUAAUAGUUCGUAAUCCCAGCUGACAGGACACUGAGAUCCUGAGGUGCUGUUUCACACGCCAAUACUGUAUGUGCCCACGCCAGCAGCUAGCCGCCACCCUCUAACAGAUGGCGAAGAUAGUCAGCUACAGGCGUCACUCAGUUCUUGAUGGAGCUUCCAGUGUUGGAUUGGCAGAACUAUGCGUGCAAGAAGUGGUCACAGCUUACUCCAUGUGAAAAAGCUAAUUUUUCUCCGAACUCGGAUCUAAAGGAAAGCUUCAUGGCUUGUUGGUCACAGCUUCAGCAGGAAGACGAGGAGGUAGUGGAAAGGUUGUGCAGUGAUCUAAGUGUGGAGAAAGAACCUCGUGCUGUGCUGUUCUACAAGGAGGAGGGGAAUAAAAGGUUUGGAAGGAAGCAGUACACAGCUGCUGCAGCGUUAUAUUCCAAGGCUAUCUCACAUGCCGGCCCUGGCACAGAGGAGAUUGCAGUGUGCUUUGCCAAUCGAUCAGCAGUUCUCUUUCACCUUGGCCAUUACUCAGUUUGCUUGGAGGACAUUAAUCGCGCACAAGAGCAUGGGUAUCCUGAGCGGCUAAAGAGCAAAAUCCUUCAACGACAGACCGAGUGUUUGGAAAAGCUAAGACAAUCUGUCUCCUCCAACGCUAAAUCCUCUAGGACAGAAGGCGCUGGGCUGACUGAGGACACAGGGAAGCUUGCUAAAUUUUCAAUGAGUGACAAACUACAGGAGCUGAAGUUAAACAAAAACCUACAGCUAAGCAAUGCUUCUAGCUCUCUGUCUUUACAAUUUAGCAGUUCCAAAGGGCGCCACUUAGUGGCUUCUAAAGAUAUUGCGCAGGGAGAUCUUUUGAUAUGGGAAGAAGCUUAUGUUAGUGUAAUCAUCCCUAAUAGGAAGAAAUUGAGCGGACAAAACGCAUGGGAUGCUACAGUUAGUAACUGCGAUCUUUAUUGUCAUCAUUGCUUACAGAGGACCUUAGCAUCUCUGCCCUGUCCGCAUUGCAGUUUCUCCAGAUACUGUAGUAACAAAUGCAUGGACGAGGCCUGGGAAAAGUAUCACUAUGUGGAGUGCUCACUGGGUAGCAUUCUACUCUGCUUUGGCAUUUUCUGCCAAACGUCACUAAGGGCAGUCCUGCUGGCUGGCUACAGACAGGUGUCAGGGAUCUUAUCUCAAACAUUAAACAUCAGUGCUUUGAAGAAUGCUUCUAAUGAGCAUUAUUACAGUGACUAUACAUCUUUAAUUAACCUGCUGGCUCACAUUGAACAUCACAAAGAGGAGCGUAAGUUUCUGUACGCACUCACUAGUGCAGCGUUGUGCAAGAAGCUAUGCAUUGAUCAGCUGAGAAGGAAGGAAGUAGUGACACCUGGUGAAGACACUAUGGAUGGUCAUGCAGAACAAGACAAGAUCCUAGACUUGCAGCUAAUUGGUUCAGCAAUACUCCUGCACAUGCUUCAGCUUCACUGUAAUGCCCAGGCAGUGACCGUCAUCCAAGAAGAAUACGAAGAGUAUACUACCUCACUGGUGGAAAGCAACAAGUGUGUACGUCUUGCCACUGCCCUCUUCCCAGUGCUUAGCCUUCUAAAUCACUCAUGUGACCCAAACACCAGUGUGACUUUCCAGGGCAGAUGUGCCAUUGUUAAAGCUAGCCGACCAAUCAGGAAAGGAGAAGAGGUGGAGCACUGCUACGGACCACACAAAUUGCGAAUGGACCGUGCAGAAAGACGACAUUUACUAAAGGAUCAGUAUUUCUUCAUGUGCCAGUGUGAAGCUUGUAAACAAGAGCAAGGCUCUAAAGAUAACGCCUCCUGUGAUUUCUGUUGCCCGAAGUGCCAGGCCACACUAGAGGGUGAAGAUGAACUGCGCUGUGUCACUGGGUCCUGUGGUCAUUCCUUUAGCAGGGCCCAAGCUGUGCUCCGCCUGCAGAAUCUCCAGCAUCUUGUUCGUCUAGCCCGAGAACAGCUACAGGACAAUCACACUGAUGUAGCUAAAAGAAUGUUGUUGUCAUGUUUAUCGGAAGGCAGGCAAUUUCUCUCUCAGAAUCACAUGCUGUUUGGAGAGAUCUUUGAUCUACUGGCUCAGGCUGAGGCAUCAAAAGGUGACUGGGCUGCAGCAACAGGAUACCUUAGAAAGAGUGUUCACCUCGUGAGACAGCGUUAUGGUUCUUCCAGCUUAGAACUUGGACACGAACUCUUCAAACUGGCACAGAUUUUAUUCAACGGGCAGGAGGUAGCUGAUGCUAUGGACAUUAUUCUGAGAACCCAGCAUAUUCUCUCUUUGCACUAUGGACCGGACCAUAACCUACUGCAAGAGCUGCAGGAGAUGAAGACCUGUCUGCUACAGCUCCCUUGGAUGGGGGCUGCACUGGAGAAAUAAUUCUGGAGUUGUAUGUAGUGUAACUAUAGCUCUGGACAUGAAUCUACAACAUACAAUGUCAUGUCUUCUUGCAUUAUGUUCCUUGAAAUAAUCAUGGCCGAAUUAAGGCAGGGGCAGCCGUCCCAGUGCCGCUACAAUGUCCAUUGUCAAUUAGAGGAGUCUCCAUCCAGCGGCUCUGCUAUUUAGUAACAGCGGCUGCCGGGGAUGUUGGGGUUAGUGUCUCUUGUGGACAGGUGGGCAGCCAUGGUCAUGGGGGGGUUGGGUUUAGGGUCUCUUGCUGGCUGGCAGGGGUGUCCCUUGAGGGCAUCCAAAGGGAAGGUUAGUGUCUCAGGCGGGCAGCCGAGGGGGAGGGGCUGGGCUUUGCCAGCAAUGUAAGUAGAGGGGGCCUCCACAUCCUCCAUUGCCCUGGGCCCCUACCAGCCUUAAUCGGCCCUGGCAAUAAUCAAUACCUUUAUACUGCGAGUUGCCUCUGUCAGUACUUAGGAACCACCAGGACACUGUUGCAAUUUAUUUAGCUCUGUAGAGCAACUGCUAAGAACAUUCUUGACUAAUUAGACUUGUUACACUUUCUACAGAAGGUGACAUUCCCUUUGCAUGAAUUAUUUGAAUAAACUUGGCGGCUCCAA
Molecule: messenger RNA, 3117 nt
Organism: Pseudophryne corroboree (corroboree frog)
Lineage: Eukaryota; Metazoa; Chordata; Amphibia; Anura; Myobatrachidae
Gene: SMYD4
Product: SET and MYND domain containing 4
Exons: 11
Coding region: 275-2491 (738 amino acids)
Biological process (GO): heart development
Cellular component (GO): cytoplasm; nucleus
Molecular function (GO): histone deacetylase binding
Source: RefSeq, a predicted model, not a curated record